AUGUCGACACGCAAGCGCCGCGCUCCGGGCGCAGAACCGCAAGUCUCCAUGCCGACAUUCCCCCACGAUGCCAACAUACCGACCGAUCAGUACAUGAACUGGAACGACCCCACGAUGAGCGCCGACAUGGGCGCCUUCACCGACCCGGCACUGUUCGACAACUACGGCACGAAUGCGCUGGGCAGCGGGCACAACAGGGUGAUUUCGUUGGACGGGAUGAACGAUGCGCAGGAUAUGAACUCAGGGCAGCUGGUCCGGCGGAAUCCGAACCAGCAACUUGCGCCUGCGUCGAGGCGGGGGCAAUGGGACGGCUACCCCAGCCCUACACAGCAGUGGGAGAACAUGGUCGACGAUGACGAAGAGCUGGAGCAGAAGGCUGCGAUUGCAAAGAAGGAUGCGCAGGCGAAGAGGAAACAGAUUCCUCCUUUCGUGCAGAAGCUGAGCAGCUUCCUUGACAACAACAAGAACGAAAACCUCAUCCGGUGGUCGGACGACGGCAACUCGUUCAUCGUGCUGGACGAGGACGAGUUUGCGCGCACUCUCAUCCCGGAGCUCUUCAAACACAACAACUACGCUUCUUUCGUGCGACAGCUGAACAUGUACGGCUUUCACAAAAAAGUCGGACUCUCGGAUAAUUCCAUGAAAGCGAGCGAGACCAAGGCAAAGGCGCCAAGCGAAUACUAUAACAAGUACUUCAAGCGCGGACGACCAGAGCUGCUGUGGCUGAUUCAGAAGCCCAAGAACCCAACGGCCGGCCCUAAGCGGAAACGAGACGACGAGACCAAGGGUGACAGCGACGAUGAACGCAAAUACGUGCAGGAUAGCGGUGGCGGUGGCUAUGUGGAAGAUCUGACACCAGUGAGGAGGAGCGACGACAUGGCCAUGAUUCCACGGUCAGAGUACAACAGCCUGCGACACGAGGUCCGGGAGCUACAGCAGCAGCAGAAGCUCAUUUCGAAUGUCCUGGGGCAAAUCAAGCGACAGAAUGACGAACUGUAUUCGCGCGCCACGUCUUUCCAAGCGCUCCACGACCGGCAUGAGAAUUCCAUCAACGCCAUCCUCACCUUCCUUGCUACGUUCUACAAGCGUGGUCUUGAGGGCAACACAGGCGGCCUGAAUCUGGCUGAUAUGUUCUCUGCAGCACGGCAACAAGCACAUGGGAAUGUUGUUGACGUCGGCGAUUAUCAGGCACCGGAGAUGAACAGAUCGCCAUCAUUCCAGCGUAAGAAGCAGCCCCUUGCGCUCCUGCCCGCUCCUGGAUCCGGGACAGAACACCUAGCACCGCCCGGCGGCCGCGCCACCACGUUGAGCCCCACAACGAAACCAAUGCCCCAUCCGAUGACAAGGCAAGGCAGUCAGCAAUCGGUCUUCCGGACACCCUCGCAAACAAGGACACCGUCUGUGCUGCCAACCACGCAGGACCGAGACAACUCUUCGUCAGCCCCUCCGCUCAAAGUCGAGUCGCAAUCACCGCAAACCAUCGGCCCGCUUCCUGAAGCCGAGGAGAUACUCUCCGCCAUUCAGAACGCCAACAACAACGCCGGUCACCAAGCACAGCAGUUCGACUUCCCUGCCGCCGUGUCGAACUACCAGACCGCUGACGGCGCCGUGCCUCUCACGGCACAGCAACGCAGUGAUGUGCUUAGCUUGAUGGCGAACAACAACGCAGCCGCUUCAAACACCAACAACGCGCUCACCAACCCCAACCCGCCCGAGAUCAGCAACCUCUUGCACGACCUGAGCAGGUACCAGGAGACGCAGCAGCAGCUCGAACUGCUCCAGAAGAUGAGCGACCAGCAGAAUAGUCGGGUGCAGAGUCUGCAGGAGCGGCUGCAACCCCUCAGCCCGAGCGGCCAGAUCCCCGGCCUGACGGACAACAACAACAGCUACUUCGGCACGCAGAUGGGCGACCCGGGGCAGUACGAUCUGGAUCUCGACAGCUUCGUCCACGACAACGACUACUUCCCGACCAAUGCAUCGAACGGCAACACCAAUGAUGUGGACAGUGGACUGCCAGACUUCAACUACGACCUGCCAGACACAAAUCCGGGCAUGAACGGCGGCGGGUUUGAUACCGGCGCCGACGUGUUCAACUUCGAUACCCCGGACGAUGGCACGCUGCAUGUGGCGGAUAACAACGACGGCAGAGUCGAGAGCGUGAGCUCCUCGGGCACGUCGCCGGCGGCUACGGUCGAGGAGGUCGAGGACGAGACGCGGAAGCGGAGUCCGAAGCGGAGGAAGAAAGCGAUGUGA
Molecule: messenger RNA, 2253 nt
Organism: Boeremia exigua
Lineage: Eukaryota; Fungi; Ascomycota; Dothideomycetes; Pleosporales; Didymellaceae
Exons: 2
Coding region: 1-2253 (750 amino acids)
Biological process (GO): regulation of DNA-templated transcription
Molecular function (GO): DNA-binding transcription factor activity; sequence-specific DNA binding
Source: RefSeq, a predicted model, not a curated record